AUGAGACUGCAAGAUGUUGAUGGAAAAAUGUUGAAAUAUUUUGCAAAGAGGCCUAGGAGUUCAAUUGAAUCGUCUAGUGUUCCGAAUGAAGAGUCUACUCCUGCACCACAACCACCACCAUCUCCUCCUCCUCCGCAAAUUUUAUUUGAAAAUAUUGAAAAUCUGAGUAGUGAAGUAGAAAUUGUUGCUGAUCAUGGUUUACGAAAAUUGAUUGAAGAGUAUGAUGUUGGUGCUAGAGAUCGGUUUGGAGGAGAUGAUGUGUUUACGAGAUCUGGUUUCAUAAAUUGGAAAAAAGCAAUUGAAAAAUUCAAUGAGCAUGUAGGUGGAGCUGGUAGUGCGCACAAUGAGGCAAGAAUACAGUUUGAGGGUUUCAAGAAUCAAAGACAAAGUGUGGAGUAUUCACUUUCAUCGGGGAAACAUGAGCUUGAAGUUGCUUAUCGCAAACUCUUGACUUCCAUUUUAAAAGUAAUUCGAUUUUUGUUGUUACAAGGAUUGCCUUUUCGGGGACAUGAUAAGUCUUCCACAUCAUCCAAUAGAGGAAAUUUUUUAGAAUUGCUCAAAUGGUAUAGCUCAGAGUGUCCAGAAGUUGUGGCAGUUGUUGGAAUGAAUGCACCAGGAAAUAAUCAAAUGAUUGCCCCAAAAAUUCAAAAGCAAUUGGUGAAUGCUUGUGCAGUUGAGACCACAAAUGCUAUUCUAGCUGAUCUUGGAGAUAGGUGGUUCACUUUACUACUUGAUGAGGCUCGUGACUGUUCAGUGAAAGAGCAAAUGACAGUUGUUAUUAGAUAUGUGAACAAACAUGGAGAGGUGAUUGAACGAUUUAUGGUUGUAGUUCAUGUUGCAACAACUACAGCUGCUUGCUUGAAAGAGGCAAUUGACUCUUUAUUUGCUAAGUAUGGUUUGCCAGUGGCGAGAUUGAGGGGUCAAGGAUAUGAUGGUGCUUCAAAUAUGUCUGGAGAAUUUAAUGGCUUAAAGUCACUGAUAAUGAUAGAAAAUCCGUAUGCAUUGUAUGUUCAUUGUUUUGCUCAUCAACUCCAGCUAGUGGUUGUAGCUGUUGCUCAAGUAAAUCAAUAUGUUUGUGAUUUCAUGUGGAUUGUUGGUCCAAUUGUGAACACAUCUGCAUCAUCUUGCAAAAGGGCCGACAAACUUCGACAACUUGAACAUGACAGAAAAGUUAAACUUCUUGAAAGAGGAGAGAUUAGUUCUGGUAGAGAACUAAACCAAGAAACUAGUCUAGCUAGACCUGGAGAUACACGAUGGGGGUCUCAUCAUUCAACUUUAUAUCGUAUUGAACAAAUGUGGCCAUCUGUUAUAGAGGUUCUUCAAAAUUUGAUUGAUGAUGAUGAUCGUUCUUCUAAGGGUUUAAAUAGAACUUUAGUUGAAAGAAUGGAGAGAUAUGAAUUUGUGUUUAUUCUAUUAUUGAUGAAACGUAUAUUGGCAAUCACAAAUCAUUUGUCAACCGUUCUACAAGAGAAAGAUCAAAAUAUUGUGAAUGCGAUGCGUUUGAUCAAUAAUGUAAAAUGCAAAUUGCAAAAGUUGAGAGAUUCUGGAUGGGAUAUUUUACUUGAGGAUGUGAAGAAGUUUUGUAACACUCAUUCCAUUGAAAUGAUUAAUAUGACAGAUAACAUCAACAGCCGUAGCCGUUUGAAGAGAGAUGAAAAAAAUGUUAUCGAUAUUAUUCUACAGGAGAUGGAUAGUCAUUUCUCUGAAACAACUACAUAUUUGUUGAUUUAUAUGUCAUGCCUUGAUCCUAGGAACUCGUUCUUUAGAUUUAAUGUACAGAAGUUAGUGCGUCUAGCUCAUUUUUAUGAGGAUGAUUUUUCUUGGAAUGAGCGUAUGUUGGUUGAACAAGAGCUUGAAACAUAUAUUGAUGACAUCAAAUCAGAUGAACGAUUUGAAGGCAUUUCAAAUUUGGGAGCUCUUGCAAAAAAAAUGAUUGAAACAAUGAAGAACCGUGUAUUUCCUUUGGUUUAUCGGAUGAUGGAGCUAGUCUUACUUCUUCCCGUUGCUACUGCAACCGUUGAAAGAGUGUUUUCGACAAUGAAUAUUGUCAAAAUAGAUUUGCGAAACAGAAUUGGAGAUGAAUGGAUGAAUGAUAGUUUAGUAGUCUAUAUCGAGAAAGAUGUUUUUAAUACUGUCGACAAUGAGCCAAUUUUACAGCGUUUUCAGAACAUGGAGUCUCGAAGAAUGCAAUUAUCACGUAUUCGUUAG
This is a messenger RNA of Zingiber officinale, 2208 nucleotides long. Its product is annotated as zinc finger MYM-type protein 1-like. The record is from RefSeq and is a predicted model, not a curated record. The transcript has 4 exons. NCBI's taxonomy places the organism in Eukaryota, Viridiplantae, Streptophyta, Magnoliopsida, Zingiberales, Zingiberaceae. Bases 1 to 2208 code for a protein of 735 amino acids. Gene Ontology annotation, molecular function: protein dimerization activity.